AUGUUUGCUCUUGGUACAGUUAAUAUGAUUGUGAAAAACUUAUUGGCUCUGAUCCCUACCGGAUCAUUGAUAUUACUUUUUACUAACGGAAUUCGAAACCUCGGAUCAUUUAUUGGUAAUAACGCAGCAACUCUUGUUCUGGGAGGACUUCUUGGCCGCGCACAUCAGUGCAUUGAAGGCCAGAAGGCUCUCCGGAUUGCUCAAGAUGCUGCUGCAACUGCCAGGAUGGACGCCGACGACGACCUUUUCUACGCCACCGAAAUGAUCUCCUUCCUGAAGGAGGACUGGAUGGAGGCUCAGGAGGAGAACCUUUUCCUUUGUGAUGAGAUCAACGACGUGAAUUUCAACGAAGCAGUUCUAAUACAAACGAAUGAAGACUUACUCGACCAGCUACUGGAAGAAAAACAUAACAUUGAAAAGCGAGGUAAAGACUGUGACUCUGCUGAAGAGGAGAAUAAACAUCUGAAGAAGAAGCUCGCAGAGUUGCAGGAAUCACUAAUCCAGAAGGAAAAGAAGAUAGAAAAUCUCAACGAGCACCUCGCAGGGAAAGAGAAAGAAUGCCAGGAGAAUCGAGAAAAAGUCGAAGAACUAAAGAGACAAGCUGAAGACAACGAUUUCUACUGUGGGUACCUGGAAGAGAAGAUAAAGGCCCACGAAGUCGAAAGAAAGAGACUGAACCAGGCGGCCGCAGAACUCGAGGAGAGAUUGCGAGUCUCACAGCGAGAACCUGUCUCUGUUCUCACAAGAAAUCGUGAUCUAGAGAAAAAUCACGGUCAUGAGACGCAGGAGAAUCGAGGUCUUCAGAAGGUCCAUAUCAUGGAAGCCAGAGUUCAGUCGCUUCCUAAGGAGAACACAAACGAAAAGCAUAAGAAUAUUGCUUUGGUUGAAGAGGCCAAGGCAAAAGGAAACAUGCUCUACAAGCUUGGACGCCUGGAAGAAGCUUGUGAAUGUUUCUUCAGAGUAAUGGAUAUGGCCGAUGACCAAGCGGACUACAGGCUGAGACUGGGAUUGUGUCUCUUGUUGCUUGGCAGACACAGUGAAGCUUUGGUCCAGCUUGAGGAAUUAGAUGGUCAACAUGACUUGGUUGCAGCCGCCAAAGCCCUGCAAAGGAUGCAAUGUUACGGGUGCCCCUACUACAUCCUAGGAAUUGCAGAGAAGGCUGAUUUGAAGGAAAUAGACUGGGCCUACAGGAAGCGGGCACUACAGUUCGACCCUGAUAGGUGCCAAGGGUCUCAAGAACAACAACGCAGAAAGGAAAUCAUGCAGAAGGUCAACUAUGCCAAUGAUCUCCUGCAUGAUUCUGAAGGAAGAGGAGAAUACAACGCUGUCAGGGAGUUCAUCAAGGACCUGGCAGCUAAAGUGUCAAGUUCCUUCAGAGACAACGAGGACGAAGAAGAAACCUGGAAGGACAAUGAAGAGGACGAACACCAGAGGAAACUAGGAAGAAAAAACAGGAGAAACAGCCCCUGA
Macrobrachium nipponense is the source of this 1470-nucleotide messenger RNA. RefSeq lists its product as uncharacterized. The transcript has a single exon. Gene Ontology annotation, molecular function: protein binding. The record is from RefSeq and is a predicted model, not a curated record. The coding region runs from base 1 to 1470 and encodes 489 amino acids. NCBI's taxonomy places the organism in Eukaryota, Metazoa, Arthropoda, Malacostraca, Decapoda, Palaemonidae.